Molecule: messenger RNA, 890 nt
Organism: Spinacia oleracea (spinach)
Lineage: Eukaryota; Viridiplantae; Streptophyta; Magnoliopsida; Caryophyllales; Amaranthaceae
Product: auxin-responsive protein SAUR78-like
Exons: 1
Coding region: 137-523 (128 amino acids)
Biological process (GO): response to auxin
Source: RefSeq, a predicted model, not a curated record
ACAACUUCACUUAAAACCCACCAUCCUCAAUUCCAACUUUCUCUCUCUUCAUUCCUCUCUUUCUCUCUCUAAAACAUCAACAAAAUCAACCAUAAUAUUAUUAUCACUCUCUUGCUCUAAUUUAUAUCGAAUAAAAAUGGCGAAAGCAGGAAAAUUAACGAAGCUGAGGUCAGCAUUGAAGAAGAUGAACUCCUUUAGUAAGCUGCGACGAGAGAACAGCAUAAACUGUACACCCGCACCCUCUGAUGACUUCCACGUGUCAUCAACUAAUAAUCAUAACAAUGUUGGUGGGCUACUUCACACAGUCUACGUUGGGAAGUCUCUUCGCCGUUACCAGGUGACGUCAGAGGUGCUUGAUAAUCCUGUGAUUCAAGAGCUUGUUGAUAGAUCAAACGGCUGUGAUGAAGAGACCACAGUAAUUGGUUGUGAGGUCGUUUUAUUCGAACAUUUGUUAUGGAUGUUGCAGAAUAUUGACUCGCAAUCUGAGUCUCUGGAAGAAUUGGUUGGCUUGUAUGCUUAUUAAUUAAAUAAAAUAUUCUUUGUUUUUUUUUUUUUAAUUUUGAAUUUCCUCAUUUUUGAGAGAAAAAAAGUCCCAUUUAAAAUGGGAUUUUUUUUGGUAGAGUGUAGAAUGUAUAUUGUAUUAAAUAUUGCUUAAUAUGCUUGCUUAAAGAAAUUCUUUUUACUAGAGGUGAAAAAGCUUUAGGCAGGGUUAGAAAAUUAAGAUAAAUAAUUAAUUAAAAAAAUCCUGAAUUUUUGGAUGUUUUUUGUUAUUAGAGCGAGUGACUAAAAAUGUGUUACUUGUAUUUCUAGUUACCAUAUUGUAUGCAUUAUUCGUUGUAUCCAACAUUGAUCAAUUGGAGUAUUAUGCCAUUUUUGGUGAUUCAUUACUA